Molecule: messenger RNA, 566 nt
Organism: Purpureocillium takamizusanense
Lineage: Eukaryota; Fungi; Ascomycota; Sordariomycetes; Hypocreales; Ophiocordycipitaceae
Exons: 1
Coding region: 29-409 (126 amino acids)
Source: RefSeq, a predicted model, not a curated record
CACUUCCUUUCCUCCCCCCCUCCAUUGAAUGUAUUGGGCGCCGCCCAACCACCUCAGCGGCGUCCUUUUUGGCGUGGCUGGCACAGAUGGACCCUCCAACGACCCCUCCCUCCCUCGUCCGUCCGCCCGCCCGUCCCUCCUCAGGUUCAAGAAGGCUGUCAAGACAUGCCAUGAUGAUGGUGGGACGGCAAGACGGAAGCUUUGUUGUGGUGGUGUCGCCUCCCCCAACCCCACAUGGCCGGCGGCCAAGUUCAACGACUUCUCCACUCGGCGGCAAGCCAUUCAAAAGUCGGUGAAGAUGCCGGACAGACGAGUCUGCACAGCACCGCUGUCCUUCUUCUCCAGAGACCAGGCGGCCAGGGCUGGGCGAAUCUCAGGACUUUGGACAUGCGUCGCCGUGUGUGCGUAGCUAUGACGCCGCCGACUUCACUGGCCGAGUGUAGGAGGCAGAUCUGAUAGGACAGGGUAGGGCUGCAGAGGAACAGGACGCCCGCAGUUCGGUGACAGAAGCAACCAUGGGAGUGAGUACCCGGCGGUAGACGAUACAUGUGGUGACCUGCUGGGCC